Messenger RNA from Thermothielavioides terrestris NRRL 8126, 1229 nucleotides. RefSeq lists its product as uncharacterized. Bases 113 to 970 code for a protein of 285 amino acids. NCBI's taxonomy places the organism in Eukaryota, Fungi, Ascomycota, Sordariomycetes, Sordariales, Chaetomiaceae. The record is from RefSeq and is a predicted model, not a curated record. The transcript has a single exon.
CCAUACCGAUAGUACGGAUUCGUUGAGUUGUCCCAGUAGCACACCCCCCGGCCUGCUCAAGUCUUGCCCUCUGACGCUCCUGGAACCCGCAACCCACGUCAACGCCAACACCAUGAGAAUCGCCAUUACAGGCGCGCGCGGCCUCGUCGGCCGCGAGGUGGUCAAGAAGUGCGCGGCGGCAGGCCACCACACGAUCCAGAUCAACCGCACGGCGCAGCCGCCGGACCCCUCGAUCCCCAACACAGAGAUGCGCACGGCGGACGCGGCCAACGACUACGACGCGCUGCUCGCCGCCUUCGAGUCCGCCGACGCGGUGAUCCACCUCGCCGCGGUGCCCAACCCGGUCGGCAAGGCAGACCACUUCGUGCACCAGAACAACGUGAGCGCGGCCUUCAACGGCCUGCGCGCGGCGGCCGAGCGGCGCGUGGCGCGCUUCGCCUACGCGAGCUCCGUCAACGCCGUCGGGCUGGUCUACUCGCACCAGCCGCUCGAGUUUCCCUACUUCCCCAUCGACGAGGCCUUCCCGCCGCGGCCGACCGACGCCUACGCGCUGGCCAAGCUGGAGGGCGAGACGGCCGCUGCCGCGAUCGCGCGCUGGUUUCCCUUCAUGAGGGUCGCCUGUCUGCGGAUUCACCAGGUCGGCACGAGGAGGGAGGUGGUGGAGGACUAUGAGAAGGACCACGAGAAGGCGGUGCGGCAGCUUUGGGGGUGGGUCAGUCCCGCUGCGACGGCGCGGGCUUGUUUGUUGGCGGUGGAGAGGGCGGACCGGUUCGAGGGGUGCGAGGUGUUCAAUAUUGUCGCGCCGGACAUCUGCGCCGCCGGCGAGGACGCCGAGAUGAGCAGCGAUGAGCUGGCGAGGAAAUACUACCCCAAGGCGGAGAUCAGGGAGGGGCUGAGCGGGAAAAGGGGGUUUUGGACCGUCGAUAAGGCGCGGGAAGUGCUGGGGUGGACACACGACGAGAAGGAAUAAGCGGCAGGACAGCCGAGGCGUCAGAGGAUCUGGUAUGAGCCCAUCAUUGUUAUCUGCAUGCGAAGCGCCAAUCCCAGUCCAGCGUUACGUCUCAAGCACACCUGAACGCUGUUUCUUCCAUGCGUUUCCCUUGUCUUCCUGCCCGUUGGACUCGCCAGAGUGCGAUGCCUCGGCCAGAUUCGGAUCGAGUCCGCCCGUCAUGGUCUGGCGCUGUUCCUUGCCCGUUGGCCAGGCCGCAUCCAGAGUCUCUUUCCUGUCU